AUGCUAACGUUGGCAAUAGGGGAUUUAUACAUCCCAGAGAGAGCUGUCAGCUUGCCUUCCAAGUUUCGUAAAUUACUUUGUCCCAAUCCUAACUCAAUUCCUACGAAUAGUAAGAUAUCGAAAGUGAUUUGUGUGGGCAACAUCACCAAUUCUAUAGAAACGUUGACCUUUUUGAAUAGCUUAUCACCUUCAUUUCAUAUAGUCAAGGGUGAGUUUGAUGAUAGCGAAAUUUUACUGCAACAGUUGAAUGUUCUUAAAGGAGAUAGUCAUAUUCCGAAUCAUCAGACCAUUAUACAAGAUAAUUUGAAAAUUGGAUUUACAAAUGGGUACCAGAUUGUGCCAAAAAAUGACCCACUCUCACUUCUGGCACUUGCAAGAGACUUAGAUGUUGAUAUAUUGAUUUGGGGUGGUACCCAUAAGGUCGAAGCUUACACUUUGGACGGUAAAUUUUUUGUCAAUCCUGGAAGUGCUACGGGUGCUACGAGUUUUGAAUGGCCCGACGAAGAAGACGAUGACGACGACGAAGAAGAAGAAGAAGAAGAAGAAGAAGAAGAAGAAGAAGAAGAAGAAGAAGAAGAAAAAGAAGAAGCAGAAAAAGAAAAAGAAGAAAAAGAAAAAGAAGAAAAAGAAAAAGAAAAAGAAGAAGAAGAAGAAGAGAAGGUGGAAGAGGAGGAUGUUAAGGAUAAAGAAAAAGAGGACGAUGGAAAAAACAAUGAAGUCAAUGACCUGAGGAGCGAGAAUGACAGGGAAGAAGCUAAGAUAGAAACCGACUCGACAAUGGGCAAGAAGAAAACCGAAGAGACAAAAGAAGAGAAUGAAAACGACGAUGGUGAGUCAAAGAAUCGAAACACGAAUGAUUCCAGUAAUAGUGCAGACAAUAAUGAAACCAAAUUAGACGAUAAUGAACCAAAAGUCGAGACUGAAUCUCAAAUUAAACACGACGACGACGAAAUCAACGCAGACGAAUUAGCUGAAGCGAUCGAGCUUUCAUCCUCUGUUCCAUCAUUUUGCUUGCUAGAUACUUCUGGUUCAACUUGCACGCUUUACAUAUACACUUAUAUAAAUGACGAAGUUAAGGUGGAUAAAAUCGUUUAUCAAAAAGAAUAA
Priceomyces carsonii is the source of this 1107-nucleotide messenger RNA. RefSeq names its product retromer subunit. The record is from RefSeq and is a predicted model, not a curated record. Gene Ontology annotation, biological process: retrograde transport, endosome to Golgi; intracellular protein transport. Gene Ontology annotation, cellular component: endosome; retromer complex. The transcript has a single exon. Lineage: Eukaryota; Fungi; Ascomycota; Pichiomycetes; Serinales; Debaryomycetaceae. The coding region runs from base 1 to 1107 and encodes 368 amino acids.